Messenger RNA from Drepanopeziza brunnea f. sp. 'multigermtubi' MB_m1, 1557 nucleotides. RefSeq lists its product as uncharacterized. NCBI's taxonomy places the organism in Eukaryota, Fungi, Ascomycota, Leotiomycetes, Helotiales, Drepanopezizaceae. The record is from RefSeq and is a predicted model, not a curated record. Gene Ontology annotation, cellular component: cytoplasm; nucleus. Gene Ontology annotation, molecular function: zinc ion binding.
AUGGCGACUCACACGACAGAGGACCCGAAGCCAGACGGCGCUGCCUUUGAUACCUUCUUCGAUAGCAUAGGAAAGAAAGCCGAAAACCUCAGCAUCAACGACCAGAAUGGCCAAAAACACCCCGUCACAAACGGCGCCGAGUCCACACCGGACAAACCAGAAGACGAUGAGCCCAGAGUUGUCGACGAGAUUGAGAGCUUGUGUAUGAACUGUCAGGAGAAUGGAAUCACCCGGAUGUUGCUUACCAGAAUACCCUUCUUCCGCGAAAUCAUAAUCAUGUCCUUCUUCUGCCCACACUGCAGCUUCAAGAAUUCCGAGAUCCAAUCUGCAGGCGAAAUCCAGCAGAAAGGAUCUCGUUACGAGCUUCGCCUACGAGCCGCCGAGGACUUUGCGCGCCAAGUCGUCAAGUCCGAUACCUGUGUCGUCAAGUUCAUCGAGCUCGACAUCGAAAUCCCAGCCGGCCGAGGCCAACUCACCAACGUUGAAGGACUGCUCAGCAUGGUCGUUGAAGACCUGGAGGUUGGACAAGCAGCGAGAAAAGAAGCAGCGCCGGAAGUAUACACCAAGAUUGAGGCGAUCCUAGCAAAGGGGAAGGAUAUGCUAGCCAACAAAAGCUUCCCGUUCCGAGUCUCGCUCGACGACCCAGCCGGAAACUCCUGGAUCGAGCCCAACCAGAAGGAUGGCGUAGGAAAGUGGUCCAAGACCGAAUACGCACGCACACCUGAACAAAACGAAGCACUCGGUCUCGGUGUAGGCAACGAGCAAGAAGCCCUGGAGCCAUCAGCCGCAGGCCAGCCAACCGCCGAGAACUUUGAGAACGACGAUAUCAUCCCUAAUGAAGUGUAUUCUUUCCCCGCAACGUGUCCGGGAUGCACGAGACACUGCGUCACGCAUAUGAAGAUGGUGGAGAUUCCGCAUUUCAAACAAGUGGUUAUCAUGAGCACCGUGUGCGAGGAUUGCGGCUACCGCUCGAACGAAGUGAAGACUGGAGGCGAAGUCCCGGAGAAGGGCAAGAAGAUCACACUUCACGUCAACGGGCCCACGGAUCUCGCUCGUGAUAUCCUGAAGUCCGAGUCCUGCGCCCUGGAAUGCCCAGAGCUGAACCUCUCGGUCAACCCUGGCACCCUCGGUGGUCGAUUCACGACGGUCGAGGGUCUGCUGACGCAAGUCCGCGACGAUCUGCACCAGCAGAUAUUCGAUGUCGGUGACGAUUCUGGCGCGGGGGGGGACUCGCUGCCGUCUGCCGAGAAGUCUACCUGGAAGGCCUUCUUCGAUAGCCUGGGAGAGGCGAUCCGGGGAGAGCGGAAAUUCACCGUCGUGCUCAAGGACCCGCUGGCGAGCAGCUACGUUCAGAACCUGUGCUCGCCGGACGCCGAUCCGCAGAUUGAGACGGAGGAGUAUGAGCGGACACACGAAGAGGAAGAGGAUCUGGGACUGCUGGAUAUGCAGACCGAGGGGUACGUUGACGAGGUGGGGAUUGAGAAGAAGAGGGUAGAGGACGAGAAGAAGGCUCAGGAGGGGAAAGAGGUGAAGAACAGCGAGGAGAGUAAUGGUUGA